GGAACAAUGUUUGUAUUCUAAAAACUAAUAUGAACAAAUGGAAAGAGAGACUUAUAACACAAUCUAAUUGUGUAUAUGUAAGUUCAAAUGUUCCUAUGAAGCUGACUACCUCAAAUGUACAAUAAAGAGUCUCCAAACCCUGCAAACAUCACCAUUCUACAUGGUUAAGCAUCAGAGUGAAAACAACACUUGGAAGCCCCAUACACACCGACCUGCAGUGUUUAUUUAUCUGCAGACAGCAGGAGCAAGCUAGGCCAUACAGUUGAAAAUUCGCCUACAUAUCCAAAAUAAUAAUUUCUUUUCCAUUGACAAUAUAAAAAAAUAUCACUUUCAAAGAACAAGAUCGUGCAUAGAUAGCCUCAACCAUUUAGCUAGAACCUAGUGACCAGGAUUCUUUCAUGAGCUACACGACGUGUGCGAACUAUUGGCACUACUCAGUCUCCCAGAAUGAAGUGCACCGGCACUCGAGGCCAGAAGCUAAUGACUGAAAGUAAACUGCUGACGUCAAUGAGCUUCAUUUUCAUCUUUAUCUACCCGCAAGCUUCAAGUGGCCUAAAGGUCAAAUAGUGUACCGUUCUGACAAUCAUUGUCUCACGAAUUUUUUGCUCUCAAUGUCACCAAAAGAAAAGUCGGUUAAAGAGGGAAUUGAGGACUAGACACUUGAUUAAAUUGGCCUUGAAAAGUGAUCUGCCAGUGAUUUCACAGCUGGUUAAUCAUCUCCAUCAAAAAAUGAUAGAUUUCGGCUUGAUAGAAGACAAGAGGCAUUCAAAAGAUGCCAUGGAUGCUCAAUGGUCGGAUGAUGAAACGUUACAAUUAAAAUUAGACUUCGAAGAUGCCUAUCAUUUAUGGACAGUGAGGCGAACCAAAAGCUCUUCUGAAAGAUGUCACAAUCUCCAUAGAAAUCACCUACAUAGUAAAUGGGAGGAGAAAAUAAAACUGUGUAAUCAUUUAGAAAUUCCAGCAGUUAAUAAUAAAGCAGCCUGUAAGAAACUAUUGAAUAAAUUGAAGUAUGAUGAAAGCCGCAAACUUACAUCGUCCUCUUAGCCUUCAGUCCUAUUCAUCUAUUAUGCACCACCGUGCUUUAUCACCAAUAGACCAGAUUACCAGCAUCAGGAUGGGAAUGUCCUUAAUACUCGUAUUCAUGUUAAUUGCCGAAGGAACAACGAUGAAAGACCACAGAAAACGGAACCCACUCUUCCUCUUAUCAGCUGUUGUAUCCCAUGUAAUAGAUAGACGCACCUAAUAAUAGAUUGAUGGCCUAUCAAUACAUGAAACAUAUCGAAGAACUAGUUCCUCAUAAUUAUCAUAGUGGUGAAUAACAUGUAUGACUACUCAUCUCACCACUAUUCUCCAUUCCUUUAUGUAUAUUGCUGUUGGUUACUCUUGUCUGUUAUCAUCUUUUCUUCUCAGGUUAUUAUGCAUUCCUGGACUACUAGUUUUUGAGAGAACAAUUAAUAAAGACAGAUUUCUCUGUGUGCUAAACAAACAUGAAAUAAAACGGACAAAACAAAUACAAACAAGUAUACAUGUAGAAGGGUAUUCAGUCCACAUGAAUCAGUAUACACAUAGAAUGCAGUCAUUUGAAAAGCUGUAAUUGUACCAAAAUACUCAAAUGUAUAUAGACGUACAGAAUGGUAGGGAAGAAAUAGUUCGUUUCCUGGGUACACAGAAGCUCACUACACGUAAGAGAUGCGAAGGGCCGGAGAGCACGUGCGGAGAGAAACGUAGAU
This is a messenger RNA of Trichobilharzia szidati, 1730 nucleotides long. The record is from the annotation of a GenBank genome assembly. NCBI's taxonomy places the organism in Eukaryota, Metazoa, Platyhelminthes, Trematoda, Strigeidida, Schistosomatidae.